Aplysia californica (California sea hare) is the source of this 1373-nucleotide messenger RNA. RefSeq names its product pre-mRNA-splicing factor syf2. Bases 125 to 844 code for a protein of 239 amino acids. The record is from RefSeq and is a predicted model, not a curated record. Gene Ontology annotation, cellular component: catalytic step 2 spliceosome; post-mRNA release spliceosomal complex; Prp19 complex. The transcript has 7 exons. NCBI's taxonomy places the organism in Eukaryota, Metazoa, Mollusca, Gastropoda, Aplysiida, Aplysiidae.
GCUACUUCCUGUUUGGUACCCAAUAUUGUUGACUGUCGACAGGAGUCGACGCAUUUUGUGUUCACAAGUUCGGGCUUUGAAACUCAAUUGACAGAGAAAUAAUCAUUAUUGUACCAACGUGACGAUGGCAUCAACGUCAAGUGAUGAACCCUCAACCUCUGGCUCUUCUGGCAAAGGUGGCAGUGGCAAGGCAUCCAGCAAGUUUGCUAGGCUGAACAGACUGAGGGAUCUGGAGUUGAAAAUGAAUGAAGCCAGAAAAAUGAACCAUGCAGAAGUUGUUGCUGAGGAUGAAAGAAAGAAAAGGCCUAAGAAUUUUGAUGCCAAACGAAAGAGAGUUGAGUGGGAGCAGAAAGACGCUGAACAACGAAAGGAAUGUGAAGCUCGCGGUGAAGACUAUGACAGAGUGAAGAUGCUGGAAAUUGGUGCUGACGAGUCAGAGAGGUGGGACAGGAAGAAGAAGAAGAAAAAUCCUGACCAAGGUUUUGCAGAUUAUGAACAAGCGACCUUCAGACAGUACCAACAGCUGACGAAGCAGAUCAAGAAGGACUCACAGGAAUAUGACAGAGAGAAAGACAAGUUGGGAGAGGACUUUUAUGCUUCUGCCAACACCUUGGGUCUUCACCAACGAAAAGACUCUGAAGACGCAAUCGAUAGAAUGGUUGGAGAUCUUGAAAAACAGAUUGAAAAGCGCUCCAAGUACAGCCGACGCAGAACGUUUGACGAGGAGGCCGAUAUUGAUUACAUCAAUGAGCGCAACAUGAAGUUCAACCAAAAGCUGGAGCGCUUUUACGGGAAAUACACCGCGGAGAUCAAGCAGAACUUGGAGAGAGGAACUGCAGUCUAAGGCCUUCACGGCCGCUGGGGGAACUUUGAGGGGUUGGAUGCGGUUAUUUCAUUAAUCUCAUUAUAAAAAUAUUGCCUAAGUUAUUUUUUGUUGGUUUGGAGUUUUUGGUUCUGAAAUGAAGAGCAGAACCAGCUUGGUAAUAUAGUUCACUUGGACAAAAGAAUAAUCCCCCAAAAAAUCAACUUGGUGUACCAAAAUUCAAGUGUAAUUAUUCGAAAGAGAGUUAUUUCUCAUUUUCUCAAAAUGGCUAAAAAUGACUACGGCGUUUAUCUUAUGAGCGUGAUGAUUUUUAUGUUAGAUUGUAUGUGAGCAUAACAAAAUAUGCAGAGAGCAGGAAAGAGAGAAAGUGGAGGCUCAAAGGAUAGUGUUGGAGUGAGAGAGGGAGUGGGAGAAAAAGAGAGAGUGAGACUAUGUUCUGAAAAUUUGACCAGGAGCCAGAGUAUAAGGUCUUGUGUUUUAGGAAUUAUGCACUGGGGAUUUUGUCUGUCUUGUACAUAUGAGUUUCAAUAAAGAUGUCUUAGUCCUACAA